Messenger RNA from Solea senegalensis (Senegalese sole), 1054 nucleotides. Its product is annotated as membrane-spanning 4-domains subfamily A member 4A-like. Gene Ontology annotation, cellular component: membrane. The transcript is spliced from 7 exons. Bases 80 to 784 code for a protein of 234 amino acids. The record is from RefSeq and is a predicted model, not a curated record. NCBI's taxonomy places the organism in Eukaryota, Metazoa, Chordata, Actinopteri, Pleuronectiformes, Soleidae.
GCUUCAGGAAACAGAGCGAGAUAUUUCAGUCAGAGCUCAGAGACAUUCACCUCUCAGGACCGUUGUUUGUGUCUCCAUCAUGUCUUCAACCGUGUCCACGACCGUGGGGAACAUGGUGGUUGUCACCCAUGUCCUCCCUGCUAACGCUAACGCUGCUGAGAACACACAACAGUUAGUGGGCGUCCAGAAGUUCAUCAAAGGCCGACCACAGGCGCUGGGGACGAUUCAGAUCAUCAUCGGCCUGAUGAUUCUCCUGUUUGGGAUCGCCAUGACGCCUGAGGCAGACACACUGGGAAUUUACAGCGGCAUCUUCGUGUGGGGAGCUGCGUUUUACAUCACAGCUGGAUCUCUGACAGUGGCUGCUGGCAGACGACCGAGCCGCUGCCUGGUGAACUGUGCGAUGGCGUUCAGUAUCGUCGCAGUGGUCACUGCCGUCACAGCCACCAUCCUCUACUCUCUGGACGGUGCAGGGAUUUCAAUCUACUGUGGCUACUACGGCAACUAUCGCUCGUGCUACAAAUAUAUGAGUCGGAUGAUGGGCGUCUCAGGAGUCCUGGCUGUCUUCAAUGCGUUGCAGUUAAUUGUCUCAGCCGUCGUCAUUGGUUACGCCUGCUGUGCCAAAUGCUGCUGUGGAGAGACACCAUCAGUCAUUGUUGUACCUGCAGGAUCUUUGGUGACUGGACAAACUGCUGCUCCCUACACUGAAGAGAUACACAACGUCAAACAAGAAGCAGGCGCCAUGGCUCCUCCUUAUCCUCCAGCGUACAACACUGUGGUCAACUGAAGACGGAGAGCUGACGUCACGACGACCGCCUGACUCUUCACACGACACGAGCACCUGGAAUGUUUUCAUAUCCUUAAAAAUCCAAAUAAUCUUUCACUGUUUCAACAGAUUGACAUCACGUUGUCCUCACUUGAAUCCCAAUCCAUCUUUGAUCAUGAACUAUUUUCUGUUUUCUUUCUGUUAAAAAGUGUUUUGUGUGAUUUCAGAUUCUUAAAUGUCAACAUGUUUCUUUGCUUUGAUACGACAAUAAACGGAAUAUCGUCACAAAAA